Lasiosphaeria miniovina is the source of this 753-nucleotide messenger RNA. RefSeq lists its product as uncharacterized. The transcript has 7 exons. The record is from RefSeq and is a predicted model, not a curated record. NCBI's taxonomy places the organism in Eukaryota, Fungi, Ascomycota, Sordariomycetes, Sordariales, Lasiosphaeriaceae. Bases 1 to 753 code for a protein of 250 amino acids. Gene Ontology annotation, biological process: mycotoxin biosynthetic process.
AUGGAGGCCGGGUCGCCGCCCGGCAACAGCAAAUUGUUUGCGGGGCGAGACUUGCCGUCGAUAGAGGAAGACGACGAGGAGGGAGAGGAAGAAGAAGAAGACAUGCUCUCGUCGCUGUACGCGCUCGCCGGCGCGGCCAUCGGCCGGUGGAGCUGGGAGGCAGGCGGCGGCGGGCUGGAUGCCGUGUGCGGCGCGCAUACUUCUCAGUACUCACCCAUUCUGAACGACGUCGGCAUCAAGUACGGCUACCGCGACUUCAACGGGUCGUUCCUCAAGGAGAACGUCUACCGGCUGCCGGGGUCGGCGGCAGUGGACGCGGCGUGGGACGCGCUGGGGGUGAACUACCGGCCGGGACUUAUCGCGCGGGACGAGGGGCUCCGGAGCGGGCCCACGCCGGCGCAUGUGCAACGGGCGGACAAGUACGGCGGCGGCUUUUUCGUCAACGUCGAGGGUCUGCAUCACCUGAACUGUCUGAAUCUCGUCCGCAAGGCCCUGUUCUACAACUACGACUACUAUAAGGCGCUCGGACGGCACGCGUUUGCGAACGGCAACCACAUUGUCCAGCUGCAUGUGUGGUACGGCAGCAAGGAGCAGCUAGGCGCGUUCCCUGACUUUAACACGCGGCACAGGUGCAAGAACUACGACGACGUCCGCAAGUGGGCCGAGGCGCGGCAGGAACCUCCGGCCGACGCACUACCGGAUGAUUACACGGCGGUGCCUGCUGACGACGACGUUUUGCCCGAGACACCGUGA